GCAUCAGCUCUCGUUCUUUGUGCCUCGGAGCAGGAUGUUUUCUUUGAGCAGCUGCUAAUGUUUUAAACUCCUCUUAGAUAGAACUUUUAAUUGAGUUUAAUUAGCUGACGGCUUUUUAAUAAAGCGCUUGAAUUAGGUGUUGAGUUAUUACAAGUUGUUGAGGAGGGGGAAUCCACACAUUCAGAGCUGGACAUGAGUUUGGGUCCCACUGAGAGUCUGGGUCGAGACAUUAGUCAGGAGGAGCUGGACUUCAAUGACCUGUUCAUGUAUAAUCCACCUGGAGAGGAUUUCCCUGUCGGCUGUGACAAAGAUGAUCCAGUUAUCCUCUUUCAGGAUGACAAGCAGCCUCCUCUGCUGGUGGUCGACCAUCACACUGCGUACGUCUCCAGCUCCAACCAGCCAGCCUCCAGCCACAACUCCUCCUCUCACAGCCCCACCAGGGAGAACCUGUCAGGGGCUCUGUUUGACUCUUUGGGCCUGGUAUCGAGACCAGAGAACAUACCAGCUCCCAGCCCCAGGAUUGAGAUCACUCCCUCAGGCGACUCCCUCAGCUCGCAGACCCUGCAGCCCAGCCCUGGCUCCAAAGUCCUGGGAGCCUACAGGGAGUGUGUGAGCCCUGCCAGCAGCAACUCCUCCACAGGAUGGCCAGUAGAGACCUACUCUCCUGCAGCGUCACCAUGUGUCUCUCCUUCCAAUAGAGGUGGCUGUAGCGUAGGGUUUACCGCCUUAGACCUCUGCCCGGGCCUCCAGGGCAUCCACACCUCCUCUGCCCACUCCUCUCCUGGAGCCUCGCCACGCAACAGCAUCCCAGAUGAGACCUUUCUCCUGCCACAACACCAACGUGCUGCUGCACCACUUCUUCAGCAGCGCUCCCAUUCUGCCUCGCCACAUGGAAAGCGAGCCUAUGAGCAGGCCCACUCCUGUCAGGGUGGCACCCCUGUCAAACAGCGCUCCAGGAGCCCAAGCCCCAUCCCCUCUCCGCUUGAGCAGCAGGGGUCCCACUAUCUUCACCAGGCCCAAGCUGAGUUUCAGACCCAGGUUCAGGUUCUCGGGGAGGAAUGGAGCUCCAGUCUGUCCAGAGCAGUGCCCUCCGUCGUGGUGCAAAGUGCACAUGGGCAGGCCCAGAGGCAGGACUGCGUGUAUGGAGAGGUUUAUGACUGGGCCAUUGAGCAGGAGAGGAUUGGUAGGUCUGGAGCCGUGGUCAAGCCUGACAUGGUCUACAUGGUCCCAGCUGUGUGGCCCCCCUCUCAUCCAGUCCAACACGGAAAAUUCAGUGGUCUCUCUGUGACCCCACUUCCUCAACUAGACAGGCAAUUACCCAAUCAGUCUGGUCAGUAUGAGCUGCUGAUCCGGCAGCAGCCCAAAUCUCACCACAGAGCUCACUACGAGACUGAGGGAAGCCGCGGCGCCGUAAAAACACCCAAAGGAGGGCACCCAGAAAUUCAGCUCUGUGGGUAUGAAGGCUCGGCUCCACUGGGGCUGCAGGUCUUCAUAGGCACAGCCGACGAGAGGCUCCUGAAACCCCACGCCUUCUACCAGGUGCACCGCGUCACGGGCAAAACCGUCACCACGCCCAGUAUGGAGAGGAUGAUCAGCGGGACCAAAGUGUUGGAGAUCCCCCUGGAGCCGAAGAACCAUAUGAGAGUGGUGAUCGACUGUGUCGGGAUCCUGAAGCUGAGAAACGCCGACAUUGAACUGAGGAACGGUGAGACGGACAUCGGACGAAAGAACACGCGUGUGCGUUUGGUGUUUCAGGUCCACGUUCCCCAGUCUGGAGGCCGGCUCGUGUCUCUUCAAGUUGCCUCUGAGCCUAUUGAAUGCUCCCAGCGAGCUCAGGAGCUCCCUGCAGUCGAGAGGCAGGACCUGGACCGAUGCUCGGUGCUCGGGGGUCAACAAAUGGUCCUCACUGGACAAAAUUUCACACCUGACUCCAAGGUGAUAUUCUCUGAGAAGACACAAGAGGGGCAGCAAAUCUGGGAGAUGGAGGCCACGGUUGACAAAGACAAAACACAAGCUAACAUGCUGUUCGUUGAGGUCCCGCCGUAUCGAGACCGAACCAUUUGCCACCCGGCCAAAGUCAACUUUUACGUCGUCAAUGGGAAGAAGAAUGCCAGUCAGCCUCAGCACUUCAUCUACACUCCCGUCAUAGCCGUUAAAGCAGAGCCACUAGAUGACUAUCGGUUGAAUUCAUGUGGCUACUCAGUCCCUGGCCUGUCGGUGAAGCCACUCUACCAUCACCUGGAGCAGGACAGCCACCUUCAAGCCUUGAAUGUUUCUCCAACACUUUACCAUCUGACCAAUAUGGACCCCAGAGCCUGCGUGUUAACACCUGAUCCCCUGGAUGACCAAUCAGCCUAUUACCAGUCCAGAGCCGGCCCUUUGAUCAACACUCCCAUGCUGUACCACACUGUCAACCAACACUACAGCAGCUGUGAUACAACCCUUCUUAAUGAUUCCCCAAUGGCAUCCUACUCUGCCUCCCCCCGCAGCCAGUGCGUCAGUGCCAGGACCCCUGUGGGCAAACUGUUCGACAGUCCUCCGGUUAGUGAUUCCUGUUUGAUGUCAAGACAGCAGACGAUGCUGCCACUCGGGAAGUCGCCGCCUUCAAGAUUCAUCCACGGUCAAGCUCAUGGGAGGGCUGGGUGCAGGGUGGAGCCAGGUGGAGGUAACCAUGAGAAGUGGGCUCCCGAGAAGGUCACAGUCAAACAAGAGAACCUCAGCUAUGCCUACCUGGAGGAUGUGAAUGACAUCAUCAGAAGGGACCUGAAAGGCCACAAUGGAGAGUGAACCUGGAGAAAUGCCGCAGCCUUGGUGUCCACCACAUCCAAAGCAUAAAAAAAUCAAACAACGUACACAUCAAAAUCUUGACUGUAUCAGAGGAAGUUUGUACCUGUAACAAUUGCAAUUGAAAAAUCUACCGGAUAAAAGGAAACAUGAGGCAAAGAAGAAAUUGAAGCUACUCCAUUAGAGGCUCAUGUUAACAUUAUUUCAAGAUGUGUAACUGGAUCUGUGAAACUAGGGAGGGAGGUGGUUCACUGUAAGAACAUCUGCUGCAACAUGUACAUCAAUCCGAUCACUGUUACUUCAAUACUGUCAUACAUAUUUAGCUAAAGACACAAGUGUCAUACUUAUACUGGUCUGUAUUGUGUCUUCGCUCUGUGCAUAUACUUGUACAACGGCUCUUUGUAAACAUGUGUAAAUAUUUUAUAAUAAAUCUGUUUAAAUGAA
Messenger RNA from Hippoglossus stenolepis (Pacific halibut), 3228 nucleotides. Its product is annotated as nuclear factor of activated T-cells, cytoplasmic 2. The record is from RefSeq and is a predicted model, not a curated record. The transcript has 10 exons. Gene Ontology annotation, biological process: calcineurin-NFAT signaling cascade; regulation of transcription by RNA polymerase II; cytokine production. Gene Ontology annotation, cellular component: transcription regulator complex. Gene Ontology annotation, molecular function: RNA polymerase II cis-regulatory region sequence-specific DNA binding; transcription factor binding; DNA-binding transcription factor activity, RNA polymerase II-specific. Bases 193 to 2787 code for a protein of 864 amino acids. NCBI's taxonomy places the organism in Eukaryota, Metazoa, Chordata, Actinopteri, Pleuronectiformes, Pleuronectidae.